Messenger RNA from Trametes versicolor FP-101664 SS1, 735 nucleotides. Its product is annotated as WH1-domain-containing protein. The transcript is spliced from 3 exons. NCBI's taxonomy places the organism in Eukaryota, Fungi, Basidiomycota, Agaricomycetes, Polyporales, Polyporaceae. The record is from RefSeq and is a predicted model, not a curated record. The annotation marks the transcript as partial. Gene Ontology annotation, biological process: actin filament organization.
AUGCCCGCUCAAUCUACGCUCUCGAACGAGGAGAAGACCAAGGUGAAGGCCGCGGUCAACGCGCCCGCCAACAAGAUCUUCACCGCCGCGCUCGCUCGCAUAUACUAUGCCUACCCCAAGCCGGACGAAUGGUCUUACACGGGCCUGCAGGGGGCUAUCGCGUUCGUCAGGGAUACCCAGGGUGUCCUGAACCUCAAGCUGGUGGACCUGGCGGGGACGCGGGGCAUCAUCUGGGAGCAUGAGCUGUAUGAGGGUUUCGAGUACUACUCGGACCGCCCCUAUUUCCACUCGUUUUCUGGUGAUGAUUGCAUGAUUGGCUUUGUCUUCGCUGACGAAGGCGAGGCGAAGGCUUUCCACAAGAAGGUGACCUCCAAGAAGGUUGGCAAUGGUAGCAAAGCAAAGUCUGGGUCUACGAAGAAGAAAGCUGCGAAGUCGAGCAAGGGUGGCAAGAUCGACAAGGCGAUGAUCUCAGGCCCAGCGGCGGGCUCCUUCAAGCAUGUCGCGCACAUGGGAUACGACGCAGACACAGGAUUCACCUCAACGAAUGUCGACCCAUCGUGGGAGGCGUUCUUGGGCAACCUAGAGGGCCAGGGCGUAUCGCGCGAGGUUCUCAUGCAAAACAUGGACUUCAUCAAGGACUUCGUGAGAGACGCGCAGAAGGCUGAGGCGAAACCGGCUGCAGGAGCAAACUCUGGCGUGAAGAAGAAGCCGCCACCUCCGCCGGUGCGCCCUCGC